Messenger RNA from Vanderwaltozyma polyspora DSM 70294, 1863 nucleotides. RefSeq names its product lysophospholipid acyltransferase (gene ALE1). Gene Ontology annotation, cellular component: membrane; endoplasmic reticulum. Lineage: Eukaryota; Fungi; Ascomycota; Saccharomycetes; Saccharomycetales; Saccharomycetaceae. The transcript has a single exon. The coding region runs from base 1 to 1863 and encodes 620 amino acids. Gene Ontology annotation, biological process: lipid modification; glycerophospholipid biosynthetic process. The record is from RefSeq and is a predicted model, not a curated record. Gene Ontology annotation, molecular function: 1-acylglycerol-3-phosphate O-acyltransferase activity; 1-acylglycerophosphocholine O-acyltransferase activity.
AUGAUUAAUCCUGUAGAUACUUUCCUGAUAUUUUUGUCACACAAAUAUGGUGUCGAUCAGUUUAUUUUAAGGUAUUCCUUAUGUCUAUUAGGUUCUUUCUCUUUUAAUACAAUUUUGAAGAGAUUGCCUGAUGAUAGAGUCAAUUUAAAAUGUUUAUAUAUCAUCUCUGUCUCUGCAUUUUAUUUAUUCGGUUUAUUGAACUUAUAUGAAGGUUUUAGAACCUUACUUAUAAGUACUAUGUUCACUUACACUGUUACAAGAUUCUAUAAAUCAAAAUUUAUGCCUUAUGUUAAUUUUGCAUUCGUAAUGGGCCAUUUAGCUUUAAACCAUAUUUUUGCUCAAUUCCUAUCUCCUACCACAGCUGUCACUGAUAGUAUAGAUAUCACAGGUUCACAAAUGGUGUUAGUUAUGAAAUUAACCUCUUUUGGUUGGUCAUACUACGAUGGUGCUAACGCUACAAAAGAGGAAUUCGAUUCUUUAACCCAAUAUCAAAAAGAUCGCGCUAUUACAUCUCAUCCUUCACUAUUGAAGUUCCUUGCUUUUGCAUUCUUUUAUCCUUCUCUAUUAACAGGUCCAAGUUUCGAUUUCGCUGACUUCGAUAGUUGGUUAAAUUGUGAACUAUUUCAUGAUCUACCUGAAUCAAAGAAACCAAAAAGUAGAUUGCAACCUGAAAAGAGAAGACAGAUCCCUAAAAAUGGUAAAUUGGCAUUCUGGAAAGUUUUGCAAGGUUUAACAUGGAUGAUCUUAAGCGUCGUUGGCCCAAUGUAUAUCCCAAUAAACUAUAUCAAUGAUAAACAAGCAUUCUUAAACCAUUCCUUCCUAUAUAGAAUCCAUUACAUGUAUUUGGUGGGCCUGGUCUUUAGAUUCAAGUAUUAUGCUGCAUGGACUAUAUCCGAAGCAUCAUGUAUCUCUUGUGGUUUAGGCUACAAUGGUUACGACCAAAAGACUCAGCAAAUUAAAUGGAAUCGUGUUCAAAACAUCGAUAUCCCUGGUGUCGAAUUUGCACAAAAUACCCACGAUUGUUUGGAGGCUUGGAAUAUGAAUACAAAUAAAUGGUUAAAAAAUUCGGUAUACUUGCGUGUUAGUAAAAGAGGUAAAAAACCUGGUUUCAGAUCUACUCUUUUCACUUUCUUAACUUCUGCAUUCUGGCAUGGUACCAGACCAGGUUAUUAUUUGACUUUUGCUACCGGUGCAUUUUAUCAAACAUGUGGUAAAUUUUACAGACGUAACUUUAGACCAAUGUUUUUGAAAGAAGAUGGUGUAACUCCAGGUCCUUUCAAAUGGGCUUAUGAUUUCAUUGGUUCCUACGUAAUUAAAUUAGCUUUCGGUUAUCUAGCCCAGCCCUUCAUCAUACUAGAUUUCCGUAAAUCUUUGGAAGCAUGGGGAACUGUUUACUAUUAUGUUCACAUCGGUGUUGCUGUAACUUUCUUCUUAUUCAAGGGACCUUACUCCAAAUCUGUUGUAAAAUUCUGCAAAAGCAAACAACCUAAGGAAAUUGUUCUAAUGGAUCAAAAGAAAUUGGAGAAGACAAUAUCUGAAAGUUCUGGUUCUCUAGCUGAAAUUUUGAAACAGAAAGCAGAAUUUGAAGAAGAAGAACAAGCUAGAAGUGAAGAUAUCAAUUUAGGAGUUGCCGAAAUUGAUCUUUCGGAAUGGAGUAAUGUUAAAGAUGAAUGGGGUGAAUUUGUUAAAGACUACUCAGAAUGGAGAGAUAAUAACGGACUUGAAGUCGAAGAAGAAAAUUUAAAGAGAGCAUUUGGUAAAUUUGUUGAUGAAUUUUCAGAAGUUAGCAAGAAAGGUAUACCAAGAGAAAGAAAAAUGAGUUUUAGCGCCUUUUCACCAAUCCCUUUUUCUAAGAAAAAAUGA